Lucilia cuprina (Australian sheep blowfly) is the source of this 4911-nucleotide messenger RNA. RefSeq names its product activating transcription factor 7-interacting protein 1 (gene wde). The coding region runs from base 259 to 4248 and encodes 1329 amino acids. The transcript is spliced from 5 exons. Lineage: Eukaryota; Metazoa; Arthropoda; Insecta; Diptera; Calliphoridae. Gene Ontology annotation, biological process: regulation of DNA-templated transcription. The record is from RefSeq and is a predicted model, not a curated record. Gene Ontology annotation, cellular component: nucleus; transcription regulator complex. Gene Ontology annotation, molecular function: transcription coregulator activity; protein binding.
UUAAAUUGUUUGUGUGUGCGAAACACGGCAUUUUCGUUUACGGAUGAAUUUGUUUCACAUUUUUUCUAACAAAUCCAAUACGAUAUUUAAUUUCAAAAUAAAUAACUUUAAAGUGUUCUAAUUACAAUAAGCGUAUUUUAAUUAAAAUAUAUAAUAUUUUGUAUUUUAUGUGUUUUAGAGAUAAAGAAUUUAAUGCAGAAAUAGAAGUAAUAUAUUUUGUAACAACGGAAAACUAAAUAAUUAAAAUAUAACUACAAGAUGAUGGAGGUUAAGCAAAAUACAGCAGUCGAUUUGAAUGAUUUGUUGACAUCACCGAAGAAUAGCGGUACCGAUGAAGUUGACGAUGCUGUUAUGUCAGAUUUAACAGAUCGAACACAUGAUUUAGUAAACUGUGAUCUAAUAAAAACAAAUGAUAAAACCUCAGAUAUAACAGAAUUAGGAAAUGGUGAUGUUGCCAUGGCUUCCUUAAUAAAUGAUGUAGUUGAUGUUGAGGCCGACUUAAAUGCCACCGUUAAUUCUGAACUAGAAGAUGCUCUUUUAGCCGAUGAUGAUGUUUUGCCCAAAAUCACAAACUCUAAAGUGGGAGAAACAACACCAACGACAGCUGAUGAUAUUUUAGCAGAUAAAGUUGAAACCUCAAAUUCAACAACUAGUUCAAAUAAUCUACGAGAUCCUGGUGAUGAUUUAGACACAUUAUUAUCGAAAAUAAAUGAUAUUGUUGAGGAUUGUAUUGACAAUGAGAGCGAGAGUACGGUGAAUGGAAGUACACUCAAAUCAGAGCAAAUAAUAAAGAAAAUAGCUGAAACGCAUGAAGAGAAUAAUUUAAAUGAGAGUGUGAUAUUUGUAGAAGAAUCGAAAGUAACAGAUGAUUCUGUUAUAUUAGAAAAAGACAAAACUGAAAAUAUUGCAGAAACAUCUGCAAAUAAAGAGAAUAAUAUAGAAGAUCCUAGUGUGGUAACCGAAAAUAUUGGAAAUAAAGAAAUAAUUUCUACAGAAGUAACACCUGUCCCAGAAGAGCUUGAAAACCUAGAAGAGGAUGCUAUGGUAGAAAGUAAUGAACCUGAUAAGGAGGAAAAUAAUGAUUCGUCAGCAAAAGCAGAACUAAUCGAUGAUAAGUUAAGCAUUCCUGCUGAUAGUAUUGACAAGAUAUUAGAAAAUAAUCAAAAUCAAGAUAAGACUGAAGAUUCAAUUGCAGAUGUUGUGCAAGAUAAUGAAAUAACCUCAAAUAAUAAUGAGAUUACGGAAAGUGUUAAAGAACCAACAAUUGCUGUAGAGGAUAAUAAUAGUGAUAAAGUCUCUAGUAUGGAAGUAGUUAAAACUGCUGAAAAGAAUGAUGCAUCACAAACAAUUGAUAAUACAGUAAAGACUACAGAUAUUACACCCGCACAAGCAGAGAAUCUUAAAAAUCCAACUGAAGCUAGUAAAACCAGAGAAAAUGCAGAAAACGAUGAAUCCGAUGAUGAGAUUGUAUUUUAUGUUGAUAAACCACCAGAAAUAGAAAAAUCAAAAGAAACGGAAACAAGGCUAGAAGAGGCAGAAACGCAAGAGACAUCGAUCGCAGAAAAUGCUGGUGUAGAAAGUAAACCACUAACUCCCACUAAGAAAACGGUGGAAGAAGAUGACGAUGUUGUUCUAUUACUAGAUGAUGAAGACGAGGAAAUUAUAGAUAAUAAAAAAGAACAACAAACUCAAAACACAGAAAUUGCGAACAAAAAACAAGAUGAGCAAAAAGUUGCCUCAGAAGAAGGUAACAAAUCUCUCGAACCGAGUUCGGCAGCAGAUGCAAAAGAUAUUGAUAUUGACAAUUCGGAUAAUGCUUGUGAUGACUUUGUUGGUGGCAAUUUAAAAGAGAUCGAUAAGCCCAUAGAAAAAACUCCACAAGCUGAGACUCCCGAAGAAACUAACAGCAAUUGCAGUAGCAGCAGUAACCUUUUGCAGGAAGCAAACUCUCUAAAAAAUUCCUCAGAUGAGCCUACACCGGAGGACCCUGAAAAUGAGGAAGAAGAGGAUGAAGGCGAUGUAGAAUUGAUUGAAAGCGAACUAAAAGAACCGGAAACUUCCGAAAAGUUAGAAGAUUCUGAAUCUGCACCACCCGCUAAACGUAUACGUUUAAGUGAAGAUAGUGAACGUUCUUCAAAGGCUGAAGAAUGUAAUAGUAGUGAAACAAAAGAAGUUGCUUCCUUACCACCGGUUGAAAAGAAACAAGAAUCUCAAGAAAUAUUACAAGAGGAAACGAUUUCUGAGCCAACAUCAUCUAAUCUUAAACGCACCCAUGAUGUAAUUGAAGUAGAAGCUGAGGAAAAAUCAAAUGAUUCAAAGGUUUCCAGUGAAGCCCUCAAUAAGAAACCGAGAACAGAUGAUUUAAAAACCAUAGACGUCGAAUCUCCAGAAAAAUCUGAAACUCUUAAGGAUGAAAAAUCAUCUGUUGAUCUAAAACCUUCAGAGGAUGAUAAGAAGAGUAUUAAGGCUGUACCUUCGCACCAACCUAUACCCCUAUAUCCUCCUCCUCAACUGCAAGUUUUAAAAUCUGAGCAGACCAUAAGUUUAGAUUUUUUAAAGAAAUUCCGCAAAUCAUUCGAUAACAUGUCCAAACAGGAUCUUGAAGAGUUAGUACUUCAAAAAGUAGUUGAGGCCAUCAUACACCGUAGUGAGUUUUCCGAAAUGCGCGAAUUAAUCGAAAAGCAAGAAAAGUUAAUUACAGCUCACAGAACUAAAAUUAGCGAACUCUCAAAACAAUUUCGUGACUUGGAAAUGGUACACAAUCGUGUUGUCAAAGACAUAGAACAGCGUAACUCACAAUUCAUUAUGCCAGUAAAAAUUACUCGAGCAGUGGGUCUACAGGUAUACAUACCCAACAAAAAGUCUCUAACAGAAACUACUUCCAGCAGUACUGGUCCAUCCGUACCAUCAUCACCACAACGCCCAGUCGCAUCACAAGCACCCGCAAGCACUUCUUUAACUCCACCACAAAGACAAUUUAUUGCUUCACAAAUAGAGCAACAACCUCAACAGCAGCAACAACAACGGCCGGGACCUUCUACUUCCACCGGACCAACAAACACGGGAAAUGUUCGUAGAGGUUGUGUACAAAAAAUAACCCCUAUACGACCAGUUCCUGGUGCCACACCAUCAUCAUCAGCAGGACCUACUCCGGCUUCUGCUGCUUAUCGUGCUACACCGAAUCACUCGGCAGUAACGCAACCAAGAAUAUUAAACAAAAAUGCUGUUACCACAACUGUAAAUCCUACUUCUAUUCAAAGAUCACGUUAUUUGACUUCAAGUCAAGAUGGUCAACGUAUACCAACACAACAACAAAUUUCAAGAACACCCAAUAUGCCGGCUAAUAGUCAAAGAGUGGCUGUUAGUGCUGCAACACAAUCAAAACCACAAUCAAAUGUCGCUGCAGCAGUGCAACGACGUUCCGAACCCUUGACGUCAGUUGCCGCUGCCAGUUCAUCGAGUUCGAUUGUAGAUAACUACAUUAACACAUUGACUCAUCUUACCGGAGGUAAUACGGCAGUUAGUAUAACACCAGCAAAACCAAAAGAGAAAGCCGUUAUAGAUUUAACUGACGAGGAUGAAACACCAGGACAAGUGUCAAGCGUUCAAUCCGCCACUCAAGUGCCUGGAACACAGGUGCAAAGACGUAGUUUGCCUGGACAAAAUACGGUUAGUACUACGCAGCUACAAUAUGGACGGGCAGCACCAAACAUGGCUCGCAUACCUCCUGCCAAUCAAAUGGCCAAUAAUAAAAAUCGACAAAUGUCUUCGUUACAAGCUCAAAAGAGUAAUUCUUUCACAUCUAUUAGCACGCCUCCUGGUACAAGUAUAACACGUAUCAAUGUGCCUGCCAAUGCUGCAAAUGUCCAGCGUGUGAAAUACAGUCAUCCAGCACCAUUACCCGCAACUCCUCCACAAGCAUUUAAUCCUGCAUGGAAACUGCCCCCUCCGCGACCAACCAUACGCAUAAGUAAUCUUGACAACGGCAUUGUUAUCUCCUGGACCAUGGAAGAAUCUAUGGAUCGUCAUGCAGAAUGUGUAAGUUAUCAAAUUUAUGCUUAUCAGGAGACCUCUGGACCACCAAUGGUAGAUUCUUGGCGUCAUGUUGGUGAUGUUAAGGCUAUGCUUCUGCCCAUGGCUGUCACUCUCACACAGUUCCAAGAGGGCCAACGUUACUACUUUGCUGUGCGUGCUGUCGAUUGUCACCAGCGUUUCGGGCCCUUUAGUUUACCCAAAACUUGGAGUUAAAUUUGUUGCACACACACGUCCCCUUUCCUUUCCCUAUAUAAUUGUAACAAUUUAUUUUUUUUUCAUCGUUUUUAGUUUGUUUUUAAACUAUUCGUUUUUAGUUUCUAUAUUAGAUUUUUAAUGUUAUUCCGCAAAUGGGAAAAACAACAAAAAAAAAGGAAAAAAUAAUUUAAAUUUGUUAAUUUAUCGUUUUUUAUUAUCUUUUAUUUAUAUUGAAAUCACCAACCAACCAAUUCAUAAUUUUACGCACAUUCUACUCCAUGAACAUAAAAUUAAGAAUUCUUAAUACAUAAAUCAUACGUAAAUUCAUAAAAUAGAAAAAAAGAAUGAGAAAAUUGUCAAGUACAAACCUCUUCAGAUCUUAAAGAGGUUUUGUCGCCUAACCUACAAUAUUUUAGUUUUUAUUUAGUAUUUUUACUGUGUAGUCUUAAAUUAUACUCGUAUUAUUAUAUUAAAAUAAUAAAAAAAUAAUACAAAAUAUUAUAUUUUAAGAAACAAUAACACACACAUAUACUACAUACACACAAUCAGACAUUUAGAUUUAAAAAUUUAAUUGCUGCUAAAUCUUUAAUUAAAUUAUAAUUAAUUUAAUGUUAAAUAUGAAAUACAUACUAUAAACUACAAAAUCUAAUAAAAACUAUUCAAUUUAUUAAGUCCCGUAAA